Messenger RNA from Fukomys damarensis (Damara mole-rat), 1878 nucleotides. It is a transcript of the gene Agfg2, whose product is annotated as ArfGAP with FG repeats 2. The record is from RefSeq and is a predicted model, not a curated record. The transcript has 13 exons. The coding region runs from base 532 to 1785 and encodes 417 amino acids. Lineage: Eukaryota; Metazoa; Chordata; Mammalia; Rodentia; Bathyergidae. Gene Ontology annotation, molecular function: GTPase activator activity.
UAGGAUAAGGGGGGAGGACGGGGAAGGAAGGGCUGAGAGCCGGUGUGAAGGAUCGCGGGGGCCAGGGCGGCGGGAGGCCGGGCUCAGGCUGGACGUGGAGCGAGAGAGGGUCGCCAACCUAGAGAGGGUCAGCUGCCGCAGAGAGGUGGCGGGGAGGGGAGGCGCAGUGGCGAGAAGACUAGGCUCUUGUGGCGGAGGGAAGGGUGGGGGCUGAGGAAGGACUCCCAGAGAGUCGGUAAGAAACUCCCCUUGGGAAGUCAGGGGAACUGCAGGUAGGGAGGGAGAAAGUGUGGAAAAUUGAAGGGAACUGCGGGCGGGGGGGGGCGGAUUUAAAGGGCCAGAAAAUGACAUAUACCUUUAAAGGGAACUUCAAGUAGGUGGAAAGCAAAAAGGAAAGAGGUAGGGAAAGCUGGACUCAAACGAAGCAUCUUUCUUCUUUCUGGCUUGUAUCCCUCCCGGAAUGUGAGCUGAAGAAGCUAAUUGAAAAAUAGGAGAGGCCUGAACCCCCCUCAUCGGGUCAAGUCCAUCUCCAUGACAACUUUCACGGAGCCUGAGGUAGUAUUCCUGCAGUCUCGUGGAAAUGAGGUCUGCAGGAAGAUCUGGCUGGGUCUUUUUGAUGCUCGGACAUCUUUAAUACCAGAUUCCAGGGAUCCCCAGAAGGUGAAGGAGUUUCUCCAGGAAAAAUAUGAAAAGAAAAGAUGGUACGUCCCUCCAGACCAAGUCAAGGGACUGGCUUAUACGAAAGGCAGUGCCUCCACCCCUGUCCAAGGCUCCAUGCCAGAAGGGAAGCCACAGAGGACACUUCUGGGGGACCCUGUGCCAUCUGUCCCAGAUGCUGCCACCUCUGCAAGCCAGGUACCUGUCAGAUCUGCCCUGCACAUGGAUGUGGGGAUCCAGUUUGUCAGCCAGUCUCAGGCUCGGACAGCUCAGGCCCGGAGCUCCCAGCCUCCUUCCCACUCCUCCGCCAAGAAAGCCAGCACUGACCUGCUGGCUGACAUUGGUGGAGACCCCUUUGCUGCUCCCCAGGCGACACCAUCUUUUGCUGCAUUCCCAGCCUUUGUGGGCCAGACACCUUCCUGUGGGGGCUUCGCCAAUUUUGACGCCUUCGGCAGCAGUCCCAGCUCUUCUGCUCUUGGAAGCCUCCCUCCUGCGGGCCAAGCCCCCUUCCAGGCCCAGCCAGUGCCCGCAGCCAGUCGGAUGCUAACUGGAAGUUACAGCUUUGGAAGCAGCCAAGUGACUCCAUUUGGUGCCGCUCCGCUUGCAGCUGCCAGUCAGCCCAGCAGCCUCACAGAUAUGGGCAGCCUCCUGGGACCUGGGGUGCCAACUGGAGGUGUCCCUGGCAGCAUCUUCGGGAUGACCGGCCAGGUCCCCGUGCUCCAGUCUGCCAUGCCUGGUGGUGGCAGCACAGGACUUGCCUUUGGAGCAGCUUUCACCAAUCCAUUCGCCACCCCUGUGGCCCAGCCCCAGCUGCCUUCCACCAACCCGUUCCAGCCCAAUGGCCUGGCCCCCGGGCCUGGUUUUGGGAUGAGCAGCGCCGGGCCUGGCUUCACCCAGCCAGUGCCACCCUCUGGGGUCUUUGCCAGCACCUUCCCCUCCCCGCUGUUCCCACCGCAGACCUCACUGACUCCGCAGCAGAAUGGCUCUUCCUUUGGGGACUUGGGAUCCACCAGGCUGGUGCAAAGGCCACUCAGCCAGCCAUCUGGGAUCUCUACCAACCCCUUCAUGACUGGAUCCUCACCAAGCCCAUUUGCCUCCAAAUCUUCAACUACCAACCCGUUUUUGUAGCACUGUGUCCUGGGGGGACCUCUUCCCCAUUUUCUGGGACUCCAGAAUGCCUUGGGCAUUUCUGUGGGUCUGAGACCAGAAUGAGCCUGGUUG